This is a messenger RNA of Bufo gargarizans (Asiatic toad), 1091 nucleotides long. RefSeq names its product survival of motor neuron-related-splicing factor 30. NCBI's taxonomy places the organism in Eukaryota, Metazoa, Chordata, Amphibia, Anura, Bufonidae. Gene Ontology annotation, cellular component: cytoplasm; precatalytic spliceosome; nucleus. Bases 130 to 861 code for a protein of 243 amino acids. The transcript has 7 exons. The record is from RefSeq and is a predicted model, not a curated record. Gene Ontology annotation, molecular function: RNA binding. Gene Ontology annotation, biological process: mRNA processing; regulation of alternative mRNA splicing, via spliceosome.
CUCAUCCCAUCACCAUGACAACGAGCAUCAACCACACCACGUGACUCACAAGCCGGGACUUCACGUCCCGGGUUCUCGCGAGAUCACAUAGUCUCGCGAGAAGAAGCUGCGGUGAAAGGAGCGGAGACGAUGGCAGAAGAACUGGCAAAGCAGCUUGCAGGCUACAAAGCCCAAUUGCUGCAGGUGGAGACGGCAUUAUCUGCCAAUGGAGAAAAUGAGGAUUUACUGAAGCUGAAAAAGGAUUUACAGGAAGUCAUCGAAUUGACUAAAGAUCUCCUUUCAUCCCAACCAUCCGAAGCCCCGGAAAAUGCGGACGAUCUCACAUCAACCAGUGGCAGCCUUUCGUGGAAGGUUGGGGACAGAUGUAUGUCUGUAUGGACCGAGGACGGACAGUGGUACGAGGCCGAGAUUGAGGAGAUAGACGAAGAGAACGGCACAGCGGCCAUUACUUUCCUUGGUUAUGGAAAUGCAGAAGUGACCUCUCUGCUAAACCUGAAACAAUUGGAGGAGGGCAGGAAAGCGAAGGAAGACAGCGGCAGCCUCCCUAUGUCCAAGAAAGAAAUGAUCGCCCAGCAGAGAGAAUAUAAAAAGAAGAAGGCUUUGAAAAAAGCACAAAGGAUAAAGGAAUUGGAGCAGGAACGUGAGGAUCAGAAAGAUAAAUGGCAGCAAUUCAAUAACAAGGCGUAUUCUAAGAACAAGAAAGGCCAGGUAAAGAUAUCAGCUGUGAAGAGAAGCAUUUUUGCCUCACCGGAAAGCGUCACCGGCAAGGUUGGGGUCGGCACGUGCGGCAUCGCGGACAAACCAAUGACACAGUAUCAAGACACUUCCAAAUACAACGUUCGGCACCUGAUGCCACAGUAAUGCGCCGGAGACCCUUAGGCCAGCAUCUUCCUUUUUAUUGUUCUAUUUUUCUAAAACUAAAUUAUUUGUUGUCGUAUGAGGAAUAGCACGACUCCGUAUUCAUUAUUCGUCCCGAAGACCUCAAGUCCUCCAUGUAGAACCAGGCGAUCUCUAAGGGGCUACAUAGAGAAGUGUAUGAGACGGAUGCCGCCUGUGUACCCAAUCCAUGGGCUUGACUGAGAAGCCGUGCA